This is a messenger RNA of Drosophila gunungcola (fruit fly), 561 nucleotides long. RefSeq lists its product as uncharacterized. Lineage: Eukaryota; Metazoa; Arthropoda; Insecta; Diptera; Drosophilidae. The transcript is spliced from 2 exons. The coding region runs from base 1 to 561 and encodes 186 amino acids. The record is from RefSeq and is a predicted model, not a curated record.
AUGGAAGAGGAUUCAUCCUCUGAAAGGGGAAAUGGUCAAGAAAUUCCUGGACCAAGUCGAAAACGAUGUUAUCCGAGUGCUUGGAUGUCUGAAACGGAAUCGCACGUGAUGAAAAAUAAAUUAAAAAGAUCGCAAUCGGAAACCAAGACGGAAUCAAGUAAAACAGGGCUUCUGGGACCGCUGCGCUCCAGAUCUCAAGAAAGUAGACAAGUUGUGGAGGACACAUCGCAAACACCUCUGGCAUUAGCCACCAUCAGCAGUUUUCAACUUUUCUCAUCCGAUUCGGAGACUUCUGGUUACACCACCGAGAGCAGUUAUCAAACGGCCUCUGGAUACGAGCGUCUUCCACAAACCAGCUCCUAUGCCAGUAUCCGAACUUAUUACGGACCUUCACCUGCGGAUUUCCUCUGGGAGAUUCACCUGGCAAUCGAUCCUUCAGCCACUGGAGAGGAGAUUCAGUCCAUGCACCAGGACAUGCGGGCUUUGCUGAUCAACGAGAUGCAUUUGAUCGGAGACACGAACAAUCAAGCCAUCUAUCUUAUAGCAUAUAAUUAUAUGUGA